Messenger RNA from Asparagus officinalis (garden asparagus), 1386 nucleotides. RefSeq lists its product as uncharacterized. The transcript has 4 exons. The coding region runs from base 1 to 1386 and encodes 461 amino acids. NCBI's taxonomy places the organism in Eukaryota, Viridiplantae, Streptophyta, Magnoliopsida, Asparagales, Asparagaceae. The record is from RefSeq and is a predicted model, not a curated record.
AUGUCUUCUGAAGGCCAAGCGUCUAAUAAACCACCAAAGCCCAGUAAAGAUUCUUGUUGGGCAUAUACUGAGCGGGUUGGUAAUGAUGCUUUAAAGGUCCCCGAAGAUGUGAAGAAAAAAGUAAAUGAAAUCAUUGAUAAUGCCAAGAAGAAUAAGGGUGCAAAGGAGUUGAAAAUGCGAGAUUUACUCGAUGAUGUUCAUAUAUGGGAGGAAGAGAGAUAUGAAGGGAGUGUGACCGCAUCUACUGAGAGUCAGAGAAGCUCAUCAUCAUCCUCCUUCAAGACGAAAGGGCUAAUGGACGCUUUUGCAGGCUGCACUCAUAAGGAGUCAGCCGAAGUAGUAUUAAAAAUAAAACAAGCAGUGAUGGACAUCAAGUAUAGGAAGAAGGCAAGAGAUGAUGUGAACAGGUACAUUGGGGGAUGGUUCUAUGAAGCCGGCAUCCCUUUUAAUACUUUAAGUAUUCCUUCUUUCAUACAAAUGGUGCAGGCUAUUGGAAAGUUUGAAGCCUUCUUGGAUGCUCCGACACCAUAUGAAUUGAGGGAGACUAUUCUGCAAAGAGAGGUGGAUAAGACAAGGGAGAUCAUUAAAAAAUUUAAGAAGAGUUGCGCACUUAACGGAUGCUCCAUACUGACUGAUGCUUGGAGUGAUAGGAAAAUGAGAAGUAUUAUGAAUAUUGUUGUCCAUUCAGAUGGAGGAACAACAUUUUUGGGUUCAUGUGAUACAUCGGGAGACAAGCAUGAUGCGAAUUAUAUAUGUAACUAUGUGGAGAAAACAAUUGAAGAGUUGGGGGUGCAAAAUGUCGUGCAAAUUAUCACAGAUGGAGCUUCAAAUAACAUGGCAGCCGCAAAAAGCUUAGCAAUUAAGAAGCCAAAUAUAUUUUGGACAACUUGUGUGGCACACACUAUUAAUUUGAUGUUAGCCGAUAUAGCCAAAAUAAGACCUAGUGCAAUUGCAAUGGGAAGAACUGUGUCAGUGUACAUCUAUAGCCACACGAAAUCUCUUCAUGUGAUGAGAGAAUUUGCAUGGGGGGACCUUAUUAGACCCGGGGUGACACGAUUCGCUAAGGCAUUCCUUGCUUUGGAGUCAUUAAAAGAUAAAAAGAAAGUUGCCGAGAUUAUUCAUAGCAACAAGUUUUGGGACAACGUUGAUCUUGCAUUUACAGUUUUUUCUCCUUUGGUGAAGGUUCUAAGGAGAAUAGAUGGUGAUAAAAUCACCUCGAUGGGGUUUGUGUAUGGAAAGAUGAUGACGGCUAAGGAGGAGAUCAAAGAGGCAUUUCAAGAUGAAGAGAAGAAAUAUCUUCUUAUAGAGAAGAUUAUUGAUAAGAGAUUUGAUGCCAAGCUUAAAGAACCAUUCCAUAAAAAAUUGAAAGGGAUGGAAGUUUCUUGA